GAAGAUGAUACAAACCAUACGGCGUGUCCUCUAGCGUACCCAAUGCCGUGACGUCACGACCACGUUCGGUCACACGGGCCGAAUAUUGCCGAAACCGAACCCGGGGACUAGGGACGGUGUGUCCGGCUCAACGAUGCUGGAAGAAGGAGGAGCUGUUGACCUAGCCUCGCCGCUUGCGGAUUGAUUGAACUGAAGAAAAAUUAAGUUUCAUUGUUAUAUUUUAAAACAAGUGCCACUGACACUUCUCCGAAUCAGAUCGUGGGAUUUUUUACCCUGGAGAAGUGAGCCGUCAUUUCCUCGGUGAACCGAUGAAAAAGUGAAAGUAAAGUUUCGAGACGGGAGUCAUGGAGGACUACGAAAUGCAAGAGAGGCCCUCUCUCCUUGAGGAGGACCUCACAUGUCCUGUGUGCAAGGACAUAUUCAAGGAGCCCGGGCUCCUGCCCUGUAGUCAUAGCUUCUGUCGUGACUGUCUGGAGCGCUAUUGGCAGCAGAAGGGAAUCCGCGAGUGCCCGGUGUGUCGGAAACGGUGUGAAGGGGAACCCAUACCUAACCUGGCCCUGAGGAACACUUGCGAAUCCUACCGGAAGGAGAAGGGCUGCUGGGCGCCGUCCGGAUUCGAGCCGCUUUGCGGUCUGCACCGUCGGGAGCUGGUGUUGUAUUGUGUAAAGGAUGAGGAACCGGUGUGCGUCGAGUGCGUCACACUGCACCCGGGGCACGAUCUGAGACCAGUGGACCGGGGAGUGCCGGCCUGCAAGGAAGAGCUUAACAUUAAAAUAAAGGUCUUGGAGGAGAAGUUGGACCUGUAUAAGAAAAUAAAAAGAAAAUACAGUGAAACACUGGAACACAUAAAGAUUCAAACUCAGCAAACGCAAGUGCAGAUAAGCGGUGAGUUUGAGAAGCUCCGCCUGUUCCUGGCAGAAGAAGAAGCACGAAGGAUUGCUGAGCUGAAGUCAGAGGAGGGAGAAAAGAAGCAGAAAAUGAAGAGCAGGAUUUCAGAGCUGAACAAAGACAUCUCAAAGCUGUCAGAGCUGCUCCAGUCCAUAAAGAGGGAGAUGGGGGCAGAGGACUUGACCUUCUUGCAAAAUUUCCAAUCCUUAAAAAGAAGGGCCCAGUGGAUCGACGAGGAUCCCCCGAAUGUCGCAGGAGGGCUCAUUGAUGUGGCUGGUCACCUGGGAUCCUUGGGUUACAGGGUCUGGGAGAAGAUGCAGUCAUGUGUUCAGAAGAUUCCCGUCAUACUGGACCCCAACACAGCCUCACCCUGGCUCUGGAUAUCACCGGAUCUGUCCAAUGUGAAGGACAACCAUGGAAGGCAGCAGUUGCCUGACAACCUGGAGCGCUUUGACCCCUGCGUAUUCGUUAUGGGCUCCCAGGGUUUCACCUCGGGCCGCCACCGUUGGGAUGUCCGCGUGGGUGACAACCCCAAAUGGAUUCUGGGAGUGUGCAAGGAGUCAGUAGUACGCAAGCGCCGUUUCACCGUGACCCCCAAUGCCGGUGUCUGGACCAUCGGGCUCAGCAAGGGCACCUACAAUGUGCUGACCACCCCACGCACGGUGCUGAACCUGGAGACUAAGCCUGACACAGUGAGGGUGAAGCUGAACAUGGACAAGGGAGAGGUGUCUUUUUUCAACCCCAGUGACGGGAGUCACAUCUGCACCUUCACCGAGAAGUUCACUGAGAGGGUCUUUCCCCUUUUUGGGCCAGGACUACACAGCACUCCCAUGACUGUGUGCCCAGCAAAAGUCAUCAUUAGAGCAGUGUAGGUGCUGCACAGCGGGGAUACACGCAUGCAUGAUUACAUAAAGACUGUAGCCAUGUGGCCUAGGGAAUCGAAUGGCUUUUCUGCAGAAUUCCUUUGCAUAUCCUAGUGCAGGAUAUACUUAUAAAUUUUAAGCAUAUAAAUUUUAAGAUUUAAAUUGACAUGUAAAACUGUCUGGUAUAAGUCUUAUAGAUACUGCUAAAACAUAUUUGAGAAAAAUGUUGCUUAUUCUGUAUAAGGAGUGGAUUUCUUUGGGAAUCUGUUUUUGCUGGAGGAUUGUUUCUUUUAAGCAGCCUUGGUGGCCACUGGGGGGAGCUGUGCACUGGCACCUCAGGAGAAUUACAUCAGCCUUCUUUUUUGGAGGAUGUCUAACAGCGCAUUAUGUAAUAACUAGACAAAGUGUGAAUAAAGAUAUCAUUUUGGUUGUUUAAGACAAUGCACCAUAUUAUUGCAUUUUCAUCAUAAAGUGCAACUCCUGCAUUUUGUAAUAUCCACCAUACUUAACAUUUACAUUAUUUGCUAAUUUUCUUUGGUUCUGACAAGAUCCAAUCUGGAUUUCAUUUAUGCCAUUUGGUUGAAUCUGCUCUUUUAAUGAUCUUCCAUUGGCCGCUGAUUUGGGUGAUUCUGUGUUGAUGCCUUUAGACUAUUCAUUUCGUGCUGCCUCUGGGUAUGAUUAUCGAAAGCUUCAACACUUGUUACUAUUUUUAUGUUGGUGAUAUUCAUUUCUAUUGCUCUUUUAAACAUAAUGAAUAAAUUAUGAAUAAAUGGUA
Brienomyrus brachyistius is the source of this 2526-nucleotide messenger RNA. RefSeq names its product tripartite motif containing 35-28 (gene trim35-28). Gene Ontology annotation, molecular function: ubiquitin-protein transferase activity; zinc ion binding; protein binding. The coding region runs from base 345 to 1760 and encodes 471 amino acids. Gene Ontology annotation, biological process: protein ubiquitination. Lineage: Eukaryota; Metazoa; Chordata; Actinopteri; Osteoglossiformes; Mormyridae. The transcript is spliced from 7 exons. The record is from RefSeq and is a predicted model, not a curated record.